GUUUGACAGUGGCCUAAGGAGCAGUGGACAGGUGAUACCAAGAGGGUGCUGUAAAGUGGAUGGCAAGCAAACACUGGUGACUAGAAAGUGUGCCAGAAGUGACACUAAAGUCCGGAAUAGUAUGUCAAGCUGUAAACGAAGUAUGGUACACUUCUGUCUAAGAGACAAAGAAGAAAGAGUUUGCCACCAGUUGUCCGCUUAUGGAAAAUUGUGCACCCAUGAAAGUGGAAGACCCCUCCAUUCAAUGUCAGAAAAAACUGAGCCAAUAUCAAUCGCUUUAAAUGUUGCUACACAGAGGGCUCAAAAAUAUACUACUCCACGUUGAAAUCUUACUCGAACACUAGUGGCAUGAGACUGUAUAGCACCGAAGGAAGUGUUUUCCAAAAUUCUACAUUUUUGGGACAGAAAAAAAAUAUUUCUGAAACUAUAAAUAAAGUGGACGCCCCACUAAUGGACACUUAUCUGUACACUAGUGUCCAGAAUAAAGUAUCACACUGCAUACACUGCACAGUGGCGGCCUGGAAAAGUUUUCGAGUAACAAAUAUGGACUCUAUUGUUGCAUUACUUUGAUUUGCAUACGUUGCAGUAAAAUGUCAUAUGGUUUCUCCAUUAAAAAAUUAUCAUUGGAAUGAUCAAGCUUUAAUUGAAUCGUUUUAAUAAAUUUGUUAUUCAGGUCGUAGGAAAUUAAAAUUUUCCAUGGAUAACAGGGUCUUUUCGAUAAUGGAAAUUUACUUAACGCAGAUAUAGCUUUUUCCAGUCACCACUCUAAAUAGAAUGAACUGCAAUUCGAUAUCAUAUGCGCUGUUUGCAUAUACUGUGUAAUUAUUGUAUCUAUGUAUAUUAAGCUAUGCAAAAUGAUAGAAGUGCAACCAUAGCCCCAUUGCAACAAGGGAACAGCGAUCGUCCAUGUAGAGCAGGCUUUAGUGCGGGACGGUAGGUUUUGUUGGGCCGAUUACACUAUGCAACAGAUUAAUGGAAGAUUCUUAUUACCUCUGCUUUUUUGGACUAAAUAUAUAAUAUUAAAAUCAAUAACAAAAUUCCACGUGAUAUAUUAUUUAGCUUAAGGUUAAGUUUUCUGAAAUCUAUUAAAGACACAUUAUAAAAACUCUAAGGCAGACAAUUUUCACCGAUUUUAUUUCAGCCAGAAAAGACAGUGAUCUCAUCUUUAUCUAAUGAAAAAUCCAGACACUAACCUUUACCAGAACUUAUUUAUUACACUUUUGUAUGUACAUCAUCUUCGUGGGUUCAAAUGAACACCAUUAACUUUGUUGCAUAGUGCAAAAGGUUCGAGUAAAAGUAUGCCUGAACCGAGUGUAAAUUGUAGGUAUUUUCUUAUCCAAAGCCCUAGUGUAAAGUAAAAAACAAUUUUAAUGAAGAAAUAAAACUGAUAAUAUAUUUUAAACGAAAGCCUAUAAAAACCAAGCCAGACCUCAACUUUGGCCACACACCGAAGAUAUGUUGUUUCCAUCGGGUUGUCUUUUUGUGGUGUUGGCGGUGGCCGGACCCUGUCUGGUGGCAUCAGAAGGAAUAGAGUCCUACGAGAACUACUACAACGAGAUCCAUGUGGACGACGAGCAGGCCGAGGCCAAAACACGCAACGCCUUGAAGUCGGAGUUUCAGCGAUGGCCUGGCAACAAGAUCUACUACCGCAUUUCCGGGGACUACAGCGAUCAGGAGGUGGCCAAUGUCCGGACGGCCAUGUCCAGCUUCAACGAGCAGACGUGUGUGCAGUUCGAGGAGAUAAAUGGAUCUCCGCCCGCAGGUCGUCGCUAUGUGUACUUCAAAAAGUCCCCGAACAUGUGCGGAACCCGAGUGGGCUAUAAUCCAAUACCCUUUGGCUCCCACGAUGUCCAGCUUAACGAGCGCUGCCUCACCAUGCCCGCUGUGAUCCAGCACGAGACGCUCCACCUCCUUGGUCUCUUCCACGAGCAGAGUCGCCCGGAUCGCAAUGAAUACGUCCAGAUUGAAUACGACAACAUCCCUCGCAAGUACUGGUCGCAGUUCAUGGCCAUGAAUUCGACCACCACCUACAACGUGCCCUACGAUUACGAGAGCGUUAUGCAUUAUGCCAAGAAUGCCUUUGCCAAGGAUCCCACCAAGCCCACCAUUCGGGCCUUGGUUGACGGCAAGCCGGUGGAGCGCGAAUUGGGGCAGGUUCGGGGCCCAUCCGAGGGCGAUUGGACCAAGAUUCGUUUGAUGUACAAGUGUUAGACUGUCGAUAAUGGUGUUACGGAAUUGGAUUGGUAAUAAAAUUGGGUUAUCUUA
This is a messenger RNA of Drosophila pseudoobscura, 2265 nucleotides long. RefSeq names its product low choriolytic enzyme. Gene Ontology annotation, molecular function: metalloendopeptidase activity; zinc ion binding. The transcript has a single exon. The record is from RefSeq and is a predicted model, not a curated record. Gene Ontology annotation, biological process: proteolysis. Lineage: Eukaryota; Metazoa; Arthropoda; Insecta; Diptera; Drosophilidae. Bases 1456 to 2211 code for a protein of 251 amino acids.